GGCUCUGGGUAGGUUGUGGCUUUGCUGGGUGCAGACCGUAGACUUAAGGUGAACGUGGUGGCGGUGGUUUUCGCUUCUACCUGAGAGCUUCGGCCUUUUCUGCCUUCCUUCACUCGCUUGUGUCCAAAGCCGGGCUGACUCAUCUUGCGCAGCCCCAAGGGGAGCAUAAACCAGGGACUGAUAUCAUGCAACAGAAGACCAAAUUAUUUCUCCGGGCUUUGAAGUAUAGUAUUCCUCACCUUGGGAAAUGCAUGCAGAAACAGCAUUUGAAUCAUUAUAACUUCGCUGAUCAUUAUUACAAUACAAUAAAAUUGAAAAAAUAUCACCUAACCAAGUGUCUGCAGAAUAAACCCAAGAUAUCAGAGUUAGCAAGAAACAUUCCAAGUCGGAGCUUCUCAAGUAAGGAUCUUCUGCCUAUUAAACAAGAAAACGAAAAAUCCCUUUCAGAAAACAUGGAUGCAUUUGAAAAAGUGAGAACAAAAUUAGAAACACAACCACAAGAAGAAUAUGAAAUCAUCAAUGCAGAGGUUAAACAUGGUGGCUUUGUUUAUUAUCAAGAAGGGUGCUGCUUGGUUCGUUCCAAAGAUGAAGAAGCAGACAAUGAGAAUUAUGAAGUUUUAUUCAAUUUGGAAGAACUUAAAUUAGACCAGCCCUUCAUUGAUUGCAUCAGAGUUGCUCCAGAUGAGAAAUAUGUGGCCGCCAAGAUAAGAACUGAGGAUUCUGAAGCAUCUACUUGUGUAGUUGUAAAGCUUACUGAUCAGCCUGUAAUGGAAGCCUCUUUCCCAAAUGUGUCCAGUUUUGAAUGGGUAAAGGAUGAAGAAGAUGAAGAUGUUUUAUUCUACACCUUUCAGAGGAACCUCCGUUGUCAUGAUGUAUAUCGAGCCACUUUUGGGGAUAAUAAGCGUAAUGAACGUUUUUACACAGAAAAAGACCCAAGCUAUUUUGUUUUCCUUUAUCUUACAAAAGAUAGUCGUUUCCUCACCAUAAAUAUUAUGAACAAGACCACUUCUGAAGUAUGGUUAAUAGAUGGCCUGAGCCCUUGGGACCCACCAGUACUUAUUCAGAAGCGAAUACAUGGUGUCCUCUACUAUGUUGAACACAGAGAUGAUGAACUAUACAUUCUUACUAAUGUUGGAGAGCCUACAGAAUUCAAGCUAAUGAGAACAGCAGCUGAUACCCCUGCUAUUAUGAAUUGGGAUUUAUUUUUCACAAUGAAGAGGAAUACCAAAGUUAUAGACUUGGACAUGUUUAAGGAUCACUGCGUUCUCUUCCUGAAGCACAGCAAUCUACUUUAUGUUAAUGUGAUUGGUCUGGCUGAUGAUUCAGUUCGGUCUCUAAAGCUUCCUCCUUGGGCCUGUGGAUUCAUAAUGGAUACAAAUUCUGACCCAAAGAACUGCCCCUUUCAACUUUGCUCUCCAAUACGACCCCCAAAAUAUUACACAUACAAGUUUGCAGAGGGCAAACUCUUUGAGGAAACUGGGCAUGAAGACCCAAUCACAAAGACGAGUCGUGUUUUACGUCUAGAAGCCAAAAGCAAAGAUGGAAAAUUAGUGCCGAUGACUAUUUUUCACAAAACGGACACCGAAGACUUGCAGAAGAAACCUCUCUUGGUACAUGUAUAUGGAGCUUAUGGAAUGGAUUUGAAAAUGAACUUCAGACCUGAGAGGCGGGUCUUGGUGGAUGAUGGAUGGAUACUAGCAUACUGCCAUGUUAGGGGAGGUGGUGAGCUAGGCCUCCAGUGGCACACUGAUGGCUGCCUAACUAAAAAACUCAAUGGCCUUGCUGACUUAGAGGCUUGCAUUAAGACGCUUCAUGGCCAAGGCUUCUCUCAGCCAAGUCUAACAACCCUGACUGCUUUCAGUGCUGGAGGGGUGCUUGUGGGAGCACUGUGUAAUUCUAAUCCAGAGCUCCUGAGAGCUGUGACUCUAGAGGCACCUUUCUUGGAUGUUCUCAAUACCAUGAUGGACACUACUCUUCCUCUGACAUUAGAAGAAUUAGAAGAAUGGGGGAAUCCUUCAUCUAAUGAAAAACACAAGAGCUACAUAAAACGUUACUGUCCCUAUGAAAAUAUUAAACCUCAGCAUUAUCCUUCAAUUCACAUCACAGCUUAUGAAAACGAUGAGCGUGUUCCUCUGAAAGGAAUUGUGAACUACACAGAAAAGCUCAAGGAAGCUGUCAUGGAGUAUUCUAAGAACGCAGGCGAAGGAUAUCAGAACCCCAGUGUCAUCUUAGAUAUUCAGCCUGGAGGAAAUCACGUGAUUGAGGAUUCUCACAAAAAGAUUACAGCCCAAAUUAAAUUCCUGUAUGAAGAACUUGGACUUGACAGCACCAUUGUUUUUGAGGAUCUUAAGAAAUACCUAAAAUUCUGAAAUGCGACAUUCAGCUGGGAUUUGGAGAUGCACUGAAAUACUUCAUAGUCUUAUUUCCAGUUGGGUUAACAGAAGUGAGAUUUUAAGUUAUUAGAGAAUUUCCUUAAAGUUGCUUAUACCUCCAAGUUGUGCCUAGCCUGCAUCUCACCCGCUUGUGCUGUUCUCUUCCACUGAUGCACAUGCCCCUGACCUGGGCAGUUUUCAGAUUGUCUCCUGAGAAGGACGUGGACAGGAGCUAGGAGGGGACCGGGCAGCUAAAUGCCAGGACCCCCUCCAGUCCGAACUUUGUCCGUUGUACUAAGAUUUUCUUUGAACAGUUUACAGUCAGUGUCUUUCCUCUUUGCUAGUGAAUAUUUUUAGUCACUGUGGCAGUGAGUCAUUUCUAGUUUCUGUGACUGCAUUUUAAGGAGAAAGAACAUUCUUCAAAUGGAAAUGUGUAUAGUUGUUGAAUAAUCUUGGGUCCGGUAGUGUUUUGAUCAUUUCUUUUUUAUGUUAUUCACUAUUUACAAGUUCCUCCAAGCAACAGUUUUCUUUUAAACAUUUUAUUACUCUUUUAAA
Messenger RNA from Fukomys damarensis (Damara mole-rat), 2927 nucleotides. It is a transcript of the gene Prepl, whose product is annotated as prolyl endopeptidase like. NCBI's taxonomy places the organism in Eukaryota, Metazoa, Chordata, Mammalia, Rodentia, Bathyergidae. The record is from RefSeq and is a predicted model, not a curated record. Gene Ontology annotation, cellular component: cytoskeleton; Golgi apparatus. The transcript has 15 exons. Gene Ontology annotation, molecular function: serine-type endopeptidase activity. Gene Ontology annotation, biological process: proteolysis. The coding region runs from base 186 to 2369 and encodes 727 amino acids.